CCUGUUUCUCCGACCCAAUACGCCAUUCUCUUCUCUCUUUCUUCAAAAUGUUUACAAAUCUUUUGUAGAGAGAGAGAGAGGGAUGAACACGAAGAAGAAGAUGAAGACAUAGUCACAGUUCUUUCCCAAAUAUCUCUCUCAUCAUCCCCAAAUUCUCUCUAUAACAACAUAAACCCUAACACACAAUUUCGUCAUCUCAAACUCUCUUUCUUAAUUUUGUUUGCUUUGCCCUAACAAUUAAACAAUUUUCCAUUGUUCGUUGUUCGAUCACCGCCGGUUCAAUUCCGGCAUGAUGGACCCAAAUCUUUGGCGUGCUUUUUCCGGUAAUUCUGCUCAUAUCCACACUGUCGGUUCUGAAGUUUACUAUUUCGUUCAAGGACAUCUUGAACAAGCUACUUACGUUCCGACACUUUCUCGGUCUGUUCUUUCUAACCCUACUACUAAAUGUAUCGUUUCUGCUGCUGAUUACACUGCGGAUCCACUUACUGAUGAGGUCUGUCUUAAGUUCAAUCUUAAUCCAAUUCCUCCUGGUCAGAGUGUGUCUCAAGUGGUUCAUCCAUUUAGUGGUGGUGAUGAUGGUAAUGGGCAGCGGAAUAGAAUUGAGAAGUUCGCUAAGGUUCUUACGUCAUCUGAUGCUAAUAAUGGCGGUGGAUUUUCUGUGCCGCGGUAUUGUGCCGAUUCUAUUUUUCCUCCGUUGAAUUAUCAGGUUGAACCGCCGGUACAGACUUUGGCGAUUACUGAUGUUCAUGGAGUUGUUUGGAAUUUUCGUCACAUUUACCGUGGGACGCCGAGGCGGCAUUUGCUUACUACUGGGUGGAGUAAGUUCGUGAAUCAUAAGAAGCUGAUUGCUGGUGAUGCUGUCAUUUUCGCCAGGAAUUCUAACGGGGAUAUGUUUGUUGGCAUUCGUCGAAGCUCUAAGAGCAUUGGGGGCGGUGAUUGCAGCAAAUGGAAUAGCCAGGUUGGUGGAGGAGGAAGGUGCAAUGUGGAGGAGAAACGUUCUGGAGAUAGAAGUCCUGCCGUUUUCACCCGGACUAAUAUUGGGAAGGUGCCGGCCGAGACUGUUGCUCAUGCUGCGGAGUUAGCCGCGGAAUUUAAGCCGUUCGAGGUGGUUUAUUAUCCUAGGACUGGUACGUCUGAAUUUGUUAUACCAGCUGAGAAAGUGAACAAUUCGUUGAAUUAUCAGUGGUAUCCUGGAAUAAGAGUGAAAAUGCCUGUGGAGACGGAGGAUUCUUUGAAGACGCAAUGGUAUCAAGGGACUGUAACCUCAGCAUCUGUUCCUGCUCACGGUCCUUGGAAGGGUUCUCCAUGGCGUAUGCUUGAGGUUACAUGGGAAGAAACUGAUGCUCUGCAGAGUGCUAAGUUUGUGAGCCCUUGGGAGGUUGAACUUGCUUCGCCCUCUCCUCCCAUACCCCCUCCUCUUCACUCAGCAAAGAAGUAUAGAGGUCCACAAAAAUCUGGGAUGGUGAAUAGUGAAGCUGAUCUGUUUUCACCUAUGAUGAGAUUCGGUGAUUCAACAAUGGGGCAAUUCAAUCAAUCAUUGUUGAGUUUUAACUCUUUUCCUGCUGGCAUGCAGGGAGCCAGGCAAAAUUUUUUCCGUGAAUCUGGGUCAUUCAAUGCAUAUAAUGAAAUUUCUCCACCAACAUCUGAUGAAAAUUCUAUGUUCAAGCUGAACACAGUGCCAAAGACACAAACGGUGUCUACUGAUCUCCAUAUUGGUAGUGUGCAAUCGGAUACCUUAUCACCUGAUAGUCAGGCUAGUGUUCUUUCCUUUGCCACAGGAACAGCUGAGAACCAGAGCUGCAACUCAACUAAAGCUGGAGUAAAUUCAUUCCAAUUGUUUGGUCAAAUCAUCUAUAUGAGUCCUCCUGUCGAAAAAGAAAUUGACAAUGGUGCUGACAGUGAUGAUGGUGACAAGAAGCGUAAACAGUGCAAUUGAUAAUGUCUUAGUAAAUGGUAGUUACAUCUUUGUCUUGCGUAGAAGCAGCUGUACAGGUACUUGAGCUAGGCAGGAAGCUGACGACAAUAUCAACAUCUGUAGCUGAUUGUUUUACUUUUAUCCUAUGGUAGUUUGUUUAGUCUGACCUCAAAAAGUCUAGACUCUUUGAAUUUUUAUUGACGUUUUUGUUUUGUUUUGUUUUUUUUUUCAUGUUCGACAUGACAAUGCUUUGGAUCUUGUUGAACCGUUUUAAUGUUUUUUCUAGUGUGGAAUUGAAUGGUUGAAACUUGAGAACUUGAGACA
Messenger RNA from Cucumis melo (muskmelon), 2239 nucleotides. Its product is annotated as auxin response factor 17. Gene Ontology annotation, biological process: regulation of DNA-templated transcription; response to hormone. Lineage: Eukaryota; Viridiplantae; Streptophyta; Magnoliopsida; Cucurbitales; Cucurbitaceae. The transcript is spliced from 3 exons. Gene Ontology annotation, molecular function: DNA binding. The record is from RefSeq and is a predicted model, not a curated record. Gene Ontology annotation, cellular component: nucleus. Bases 290 to 1936 code for a protein of 548 amino acids.